Messenger RNA from Macrosteles quadrilineatus (aster leafhopper), 1454 nucleotides. RefSeq names its product luciferin sulfotransferase-like. Gene Ontology annotation, cellular component: cytoplasm. The record is from RefSeq and is a predicted model, not a curated record. Gene Ontology annotation, molecular function: sulfotransferase activity. NCBI's taxonomy places the organism in Eukaryota, Metazoa, Arthropoda, Insecta, Hemiptera, Cicadellidae. Gene Ontology annotation, biological process: sulfation. The transcript is spliced from 7 exons. The coding region runs from base 142 to 1173 and encodes 343 amino acids.
ACAGGAAACCUUUCUUUCCUCAGUAGUCCUUUUUACCAAUAAAAAAUGGAUAAGACAAAAUAAUAAAUCUAUAUGGCUUAAAUAUUUUGUUAAUGCUUCGUUGAAAUACACGAGUGAGAUGCUCCGUAUCAACAAAAAAUCAUGCGACACACCAUGGCGGCUCUCAAGUAUACACCUCUAGAUCCCCAGCUGGAUGAGCUGAUCCAAAGGUCAUUCCGCGGACGUCGCCAGAUCCUGUGCGAGGGGUUCAUGGUGACGGUGGGCUUCAAGGAGAUCGCCGAUGACAUCCUGAACAUGGAGGUCCGCGAAGACGACGUAUGGGUGUGCACCUACCCCAAAAGUGGUACUACUUGGACAGAAGAGCUGGUCUGGUGUAUAGCGAACGAUCUUGACUUCAGUGGGGCCAAAGUCUCCCAAUGUCUUAGAUUUCCUUUCCUAGAAUUCACACAGAUGUUUAGAGGAAGAAACGACACACCCUCAAUAGACAAAGAGAAUCUCGAACUACCUCUUCGUGUGUUAACAAAUUCAGUCGAGUUUGUGAAAGAGAUGAAAUCGCCCCGUUUUAUAAAAACUCAUCUUCCAUUCUGCUUGUUGCCAUUACAACUGCAACGUGGAAUUGUGAAACCAAAGAUCAUUCAUGUUCACCGGAAUCCCAUGGACCUCUGUAUAUCAUACUACCACCACAGCCAGUUGAUGAUGGGAUAUAACGGCACUCUUGAGGAUUUUGCCGCUUUGUUUAUAAAAGACUCCUUGCUAUGUACACCUUUCUGGAAGCACCAUUUGGGAUAUCUGGAAAAAAAGACUGAUUUUAACAUACUCUAUCUUAAAUACGAGGAUAUGAAAAAGGAUCUCGCAUCCAACGUACGAAAAACAGCAGACUUCCUCAGCAAGCCUCUGACAGAUGAACAGGUCCAGAUGUUGUGUGACCAUUUGAGCUUCAACAACAUGAAAAACAACCCAAGCUCCAACAACGAGGACGUGGUCAGCAUGACAAAGAGGUUUAACAAGGUUGAGAGUGAGGGGAGAUUCCUAAGGGAGGGGACCGUGGGGCAGUGGAAGUCAAAGUUCAGUCCGGAAUGGGUCUCUAGGUUCCGUAAGUGGACUGAAGCUAAUGUCCAGGGAACAGAACUUGAAAACGUUGUAGAAAUGACAAACGGUGUAAUCAAUGUAUAGAAGUAAUUGUAGUUUAAAUACUUGGCAUCUUUGUAUAGUAUCCUGAAAAUUCUGGUAAUAUACUGGGUGUGGAAAAAACCGAAAUAUUUUUGCUCAGCGACAGGUGAUCUGAGGGUGGUGGGGGUAGGUAGAAUGGUCGCCUGAGCUACGUUUGUUUGUUAUCAAAUCGUUUAGGCAAUGGUUCAGUCAUUGCAACUUAGUGGCAGUCUUGCGCACUCUUUUAAUUAGGUCGACAUAGAGAGGUCCCGUCACAAUUAUCUGUAAUGGAAUAUCAAAAUGCU